Messenger RNA from Dimorphilus gyrociliatus, 1507 nucleotides. Lineage: Eukaryota; Metazoa; Annelida; Polychaeta; Dinophilidae. The record is from the annotation of a GenBank genome assembly.
UAUGUGUACAGAUGCAACUAGUUGUUUGGGAGAUGGCUGCAAUGAAGGCUUUAUCAAGCACAGAACAGAUGGAACAUGUACUUCAUGUGGAGAAAGAGGAAUAGCAUUUUGUGAAUAUGAAAGCUUUACUUCUAAUAAUAUUCUACCAAAGAUUUGUAAACAAGGAUUUUUCCUAAACACAUCUCCAACACCAAAUACAUGUGAAGAGUGUGAUGAAAAUUGCAUGGAAUGUUCAACAGCUGGACAACAUAAAUGUGAUGUUGGAAAGUGCAAGGUUGGAUUCUUCUAUAAUUCUGAUGAUCAGAAAUGCUACAAAAAUAAGGCUGGAUGUGAAAUCUCUAUUCGAUCUGGCACUCAAACAAUAUGCCAAUCUUGUAAUACAGCAAAUAGUACCCUUUCAAAUGGAAAUUGUAAGUUGUGUCCAACUGGUUGCAAUGGAUGCAGUAUUGAUUCAACAAGCAAUCAAUUAUCCUGUUCAUCUUGUAAAAGUGGAUAUUACAAAUCAAAUAAUAAUUUAUGUGUGCCUUGUCCAAUUGGAUGCAAAACUUGCUUAUUAGAUGGAGUAGAGCUCAAAUGUACAAGUUGUCAAACAUCUUUUGGUCUUAAAGGAGGAUUGUGUGAAUCUUGUGAUACUUCUGAAUGUGAAAGUUGUCUAUUUGAUGACAAUUCUAUGAUUUGUGAAAAGUGUGCUGACAAGUUUUAUGUGAACAGCAACAAUUGUGGAAAGUGUCCAUUAUACUGUAGUGAAUGCUCAUAUAAUAAGAGAUAUGAAUGUUCAAAGUGUUAUGAUGGCUAUGCAAAAACUUCAGAUGGCCAAUGUAUAGUUUGUCCAUCCAAUUGUAAAAAAUGUAUUGCUAACUCUCAACGAAAUUCAAUCUGUACAGAAUGCAAUUCAAACAGAUACUCUCUUCAAAGUGAUGGAAUUUGUAGGCUUUGCUCUGAUGUUACCUUUGGAAACUGUGAAACCUGCACUUCUGAAUCAAGUGCAAAGAAUGCAAAAUGUUUGACGUGUGGUGUAGGCUUUGCUCUGAAAGAUGAUGAAUCAGAGUGUAUUUCCUGUCCUAUUAAUGGUUGUGGACUAUGUGUUCAUGGAAGAGAAUGUUUAAAAUGUAAAAGUGGAUUCUAUCCAAUUAACCAUAACAGAGAAUGUGGGCGCAAAUGUUAUGAAUGUGAAGGAAAUGAAAGUGAAUGUGGUAAAGCAAUAAAUGGAAAUAAUACUUUAUCAGAUAAAGUAAAGGAGGUUGAAUGUGGUAAUGGGGAUUGUUGGGCAUUUAGAAUUGAAUCAAAAGAUGGUAUAUUGUACUCAAGGAAAUGCUCAAACAGAACAUGUGUUGAAAUAUCUGAAAAUGAGAAAUGUGAUAAGAUUGAUGGUUUUAAUCAUUGUGAAAAGUGCUGUUAUGGUGAAAAUUGUAACACUUGGCAUUUAGAUGGAAAAGCUGGUACUGGACGUAUUCUGUUUUCAUUUGCUUGUUUUGGUUUAUCUAUAAUCUACUAUAUUCUUUUUUAA